Messenger RNA from Eleginops maclovinus (Patagonian blennie), 3735 nucleotides. RefSeq names its product neuronal tyrosine-phosphorylated phosphoinositide-3-kinase adaptor 2a (gene nyap2a). The transcript has 7 exons. The coding region runs from base 686 to 2641 and encodes 651 amino acids. The record is from RefSeq and is a predicted model, not a curated record. Lineage: Eukaryota; Metazoa; Chordata; Actinopteri; Perciformes; Eleginopidae. Gene Ontology annotation, biological process: neuron projection morphogenesis; phosphatidylinositol 3-kinase/protein kinase B signal transduction.
AUUUGUCUUUAACGCAGUAAUGUAGAGCGUUACUGUAAUCAGAUUACGUUUGUCUUUAACGCAGUAAUGUAACGUGCUACUGUAUCGCCAUUUUUCUUAAACACAGAAAAACAUGGAGUUAGAUCCAUGUAACAGCCGGCUGCCAUCCUCUGGUCUAGUUCAGGACUUCCUGUCUGUCCUCUCAGCUUCCUGUCUGUCCUCUGGUUUGAUUGGUUAUCCUCCCCUCCAGCAGGGGGAGGAGUCCAAGGAUGCUGUCAGGUUGCCGUGGUUUCAGCUUCUCGUCUUGUGGCAACUGUCGUCGGGGAUGUGUGCGUGUGCAGCUAAAGGGUGUGUGUGAGUGUGUGUGUGUGUGAGUGAGUGAGUGAGUGUGUGUGUGUGUGUGUGUGUAUGUGUGUGUGUAUAUGUGUGUGUGUGUGUGUGUGUGUGUGUGUGUGUGUGUGUGUGUGUGUGUGUGUGUGUGUGUGAGCCUUGAAUUUUAUAGCUGUGAGGGUAUAUGACGAGAGGAACAGGGAGCAACGGAAGGAAAGAAGAAGGCGUUGGAUUCAGAUUACUGUCGCUGCAGAAUCACAGAGAGAGGACCUCCAUCUUUGUUUCUGUCAAGGGGAGGAGAGGCUGAAGGGAGGAAAGAAGGAGACACUGAAGGAGACAUGGAUGGAGUUUGAGUCCUUGCUGAGCCUUCGGACUCAUGGCGUCUCAGGAGUCGUCCUCCUUCAGGAGGUUCUUCCAGCUCGUCGAGGACAGCGGACUCCGGACCUACGAUGGUCUGGUGAUCCAGAAUGCUUCGGACAUCGCCAGAGAGAGCGACCGCAUCCGAAACCAGAACAACUGGACCUACCUACAGGAGAAACACCAGAAGAAGAGACGCCAGGAGGAGGCCAUCAAGAGGAUUGGUGAAGAUGUGGCCAUGGCAACAGAAGGGGCCUACUCUGGAAAACACUUCAGGAUGGGUUUCAUGACGAUGCCGGCUAAGCAGGAGCGCCUGCCCCCCCAAAGCCAGGGCUUCACUGUCCGAUCCCAGUCCCUGCACUCUGUGGGCGGGGGGGAUGAGGACUCCAAUCCCAACCGGAAACAACCCCCCCCCAAACCCAGGAGAGACCCAAACACCAAACUGAGUGGCAGCUCAGAGGCGAUGAAUGGGGGGGCAGUUACCAGGACUGAAGAUCCAGAGAGCAGGGAGACGCCUGAGCCGACCGAGGCUCGAUGCCAUCUCUACAACGAGGACUACAAGAAGAUGCCUCCACCCAAACCCAAGCGGAACCCAAACACUCAGCUCAGCACCUCCUUCGAAGAGUCUUACAUUGGCAACCUCGGCAACAGGAAGUCUUCGAGUAUGGCAUCGAGAGACGAUGUGGAGCCGGUCUACAUCGAGAUGGUGGGAAACAUUCUUCGGGAGCUGAGUGGUCGGGAAGAGGACGAGCAGAGCGAGUCGGUCUAUGAGGAGAUGAAGUACCCGAUGCUUGAGGACUUCCUGCAGGAUGCUCACACUGCCAUCAUGGACUCUGAAGUCUGGGCGACCCGGGGCUGCGACAUCCCUCCCCCAUUCCCCAACCUCCUGACGCAUCGCCCACCGCUUUUGGUCUUCCCCCCAGCCCCCGCUCAGUGCUCCCCAAACUCCGACGAGUCGCCCCUCACCCCUUUGGAUGCCGGCCGGCUGCCCGUCAUGGAUAACGUUACCUUCAGCAAGCCGGGCGGGGCUGAACAUCCACAGAUCUCCACCCAGCAUCACAAGGACAAAGACAGAGACCGGGACAGGGACAGAGACCGGGAGAGGGACCUGUCCUCAACCCACACCAUCACCUCCUCCGGACGCUCAUCAGCUCCUCCUCUCCACUCAAACCCCUACAAGUCUUCUGGCUCCACCCACAGUGGUCAUGGUUACCCCCGCAGCCAAUCAGCAUGUCCAUCCCCGGUCAGCAUGGGACGCUCUCUGACUCCUCUGAGCCUGAAGAGGCCGCCGCCUUACGACACUCUUAUGGCGGGAGGAAGUAUUCCCCGCUCUUCCUCUUCCUCUUCCUCAUCCUCCCACCGCGGAGGAGGGGAGGGCAGUGCUAGACUCAGUAACUCCUCCUCCACUCACGGAUCAAUGCAGAAUGUGUCGAUGAGGUCACAGACUCCCACUAGCCCACUGGACGAACUCAACCAUCUGUUCACCUCAGGAAGACAUGUGACCAAGAAGGGAGGCAGGAAAAGUCGUGGCAGUGAAGGAGACUCCAGGUCACUGCCGAGGCAUGGAACCAGAGACAGGGAGGGGCAGAACAGUCCGGUUUCAGGCCGGAUGGGGAGGUCGUCUGUCAGUCCGACCAUGAUGCUGUCUGGAGGUUCAGGAGAAUCAAAGUGUGUUUGUAAACUCGGCCGCUCGGCGUCGACUUCAGGUGUUCCUUCACCUCAACGUCCCCUGCAGGACCCCCACCACCCAGCCCUCAGACAGAUGCCGUGGCUGUGCGGAGACGCUACCAUGAUGGAGAUGAUCGAGAGGAAGCGUGUUCUCUGUCGGGAGAUUAAAGCCCGUCAGCGUCCGGAGAAGAAUCUGUUGAAACAGGACAGCCUUCCCAUCCUGCCGAGCUGGAGGAGGAAGCCACCACCAUACUCUGCUCCCCCAAACACACACACCACGACUGUGUUCUGGGACACUGCCAUCUGAAGCACACACACACACACACACACACACACACACACACACACACACACACUCAGGCAGGUGUCGUCCUGUCUGUCGAAUCAGAGUGCAGGAUGUGCAGGUGUAGCAGAGGUUUCCUUUCUACUCGUUAUUUUUCUAUUUGACACUGAAAAGAUUCAGAUGGUUUUAAAGUCUGACCGUCGUGUAGCACAUUGUGUAAAACCAAUAUUAAUAAGUGUGUGUGGAUACACCUGAGUCUGUCAAAAAUGUUUUUGUAUUUAAAAUAUCUGUGGCGCUCGUCUGUGCGUGGAAGAAAAGUCAGUGGUGAAAUUUUAUAUUAAAUACAUUUUAUUAUAAUGAAAAAAAUAUUUUAAAGUGAAAGUUGAGAAAAUGUUGGCAUGUUGUUGUUUUGGUCUCACUGACUGUCCCAAAACCCACAUUCAUUUCAGAUUAACUCCAGAUUAUCUUCAGAUUAACUCCACAUUUACUGUAGAUUUAAUCCAGAUUAACUCAAAAUUAACUCGAGAUUUACGCCAGAUUAACUCCAGAUUAAUUUAACAUUAAUUCCAGAGUUACUGCAGAUUAACUCUACUCCAGAUUUACUGCAGAUUAAUUCCGGAUUAAUUUCAGAUGAACUCCAGAUUUACUUCAGAUUAUCUCAAAAUUGUCUCAAGAUUGACUCCAGAUUAACUCUACUCCAGAUUGACUCCACAUUUACUCCAGAUCUACAGAAGGUACUAAAGGUCACAUGGGUUACUAAAGGUCAUCUGAAGGUUUACUGAAGGUCACCCGAGUUAUUGUAGGUCACUUGAAAGUCACAUGAAGGUCAUCUAAAGGUCACUUGAGUCAUUGAAGGUCACCUGAGUUAUUAAUGCUCAUCUGAAGGUUGAGUGAAGGUUUACUGAAGGUCAUCUGAAGGUCGUGUGACAGUGUGUUUUCAGGCCAGUGGAUGAAUGUCUGUCUUCUGAAAGAAAACGUGUACCGAUCUUUGUGAUGAAUGUGAACAAGCUGAUUCAUUAGCAUGUCAAAUCAAUGGUUAGACUGAAGCAAAGCCUUCUGGGUUACGAUGAUGAAACCUGUAAAUCAGUUUAAAACCAUGGGGAGAUUACAUGUUUAAU